CAAGGCGGUACAGUUACUCACUUGACGUUCCACCGCUCCACUGGAGACUACCACCAGUGCGACACAAUAGUGAAAUUUUCUGGUUUCCAAUCUCGUGGAUUUUCGAGUGAAAUUUUCCCGCAUUUUGUGACACAUUUACCUACGUUUAGUGACGUGAUUUACAUAGAAUACAAAGCCAUGUUGGGGUUAGAGUGAAGGUGUCGAAGAUUUAAUAUUAAAGAGGAUUUUCGAGGCUGCUCUCUGUGCUUCGGAGGAUUGGCUGGACGCAAAAAGUCUUCUAGCAAAACUUUAAUAUUUCAAACCAAGAUGGCUCAGUUUUUCACAACAGUAGAAAUACUUCAACUAGCAUUACUUUGCUCUGUAUUAUAUCAAGUUAAUGGCAAUGAAGUAUCAGUAUCUUCUACGGGUUCAGUUAAUGUCCGCCCAAAUGAAGAGGUUGAUCUUCUCUGUAAAGCAGCUUCCCCAAUCAAAAUUUGUAAUUUUGUCAGUCCCUCUGGAGUAAACUACUUCGUUUCUAAGUCCCUUGGAGUCAAGUACGAAGACCGAAUUAGUUUCUUGGGAGAGGACGAGACCUCCGACUGCGGUAUAAAGAUUGAAAAUGUUCGGGAGUCCGACAACGGAGCUUGGAAGUGUGAGGUGACUGCUGUGACUGAGGAUGGAACAACUAAGCGUGGAGUAGAUACUGUUAAGCUGACCGUACUAAAGGCACCUUCCAGGGUCACCCUAGAGGUCGACGGAAUGGAGGCCGAGGACUCGUUGACUCUGGUCUAUGAGAAGGAAGCACCUAAAAAGAUUCGAUGUGUCGCUGAUGGCGGUCAACCCGUGCCAACCUUUUCCUGGAAGCUGAACGGUUCUCCUGCUCAAGUUUCUGUUCAGGAUACAGCCAUCAGUGAGGACGGUAUGGCGUACGAGGAGGUUCUGUUCACUGGAAAACCCGAGGACAACACCAAGGACCUCGAGUGCCAUGUCAAUAGCGAGGCAUACACCGCAGAUGAGCUUGGAGAAGAACAGAACGUAGCAAAGAUCAUGCUCAAUGUCGAGUUCCCUCCUAAGGCCCUUUUGGAGGUUCACGAUUUCUACGGAAUGGAAGUUGGCUCCUCGUACCCUAUUAGAAUCAGUUUCAGGCUAAACCCACCUCCUAGUGAUGUUCAAUGGGAGAUGCAUGAUGGAACUAUGGUGCCCCAAGGAUCAGAAUCUCAAAAUGGAAAGUAUGAGGCUGAUAUCCCUGCUGAAGGUCCAAUCCAGUCUAAUGAAGAGGAUCCAACCCUGUACACUGCUAUCCUUACCAUCAACCAGGUCGCACCUGAGGACGCCGGAACAUUGAACAAACUUCAUGUAACGAAUGCCCAUGGAGAAUCCGUAAUUAGAUUCAAACUUGGUCUAGGAGAGAAGCCAGCAGUUGACGGUGGUCUAGGGAACCAACCUCAGGAACAAAAUGCUCGAUCGACCGAAGCAGGAUCCGGACCUAUCAUUGCCAUCGUCAUCAUUGUUCUGGUCAUUAUUGUUGUCAUCGCUGUAGCUGUCGUUGCCCGCUCCCAAGGACUUCUCUGCUUCUCCGCCAAGGAGGGUACUCCCGAUCCAGAGAAGGGAAAAUUCGAGCCUUUGGAGAAGGAAGAUGCUUCACCAGAGAAGGAUGAACCUGAGGUUCCCACUAAAAACGAGCCUAUUGUUGAAAAGGAGAAGGGAGGGGAUGGAGACCGAGAAGAAAAGAAAUCGAAUGGAGCCCAUUCUCCAACUAAAUAAGUGAAUUCAGUAUUUCGGGGCCCAUCCUUUCAGUCAAGGGCUCUGUAGGGCCUGGCCCCCAGCUUCCUGUCUCAUGGUGGGCCCCGACAAAUAUGAGAACCCAGUGUAAAUUCUUGAUUUCAUUCCUUCAUUGUUCAACCGAUAGAAGAUAAAGACUUCUACAUGUACUCUACGCUAUAACAGUUUCUGCUUGACGUGAUUAUUUAAUAUUUUGUUUGUCUCAGGAAAAUACGAAUGUGAUUUUAGUCAAAAAAUAUUUCUAAGAACAGAUAUAUCUGUACUUAAAUACAUAAGUAUAGUUUGGGUACUCCAUCUUGAAGGAUCCACUGUGUACACAAGCUUUCUAAACGGAAUCUCGGAAAUUGCGCGCUUUUUCUAAAAAAGUUGCGGGAUUUCAUCACUUUCCGAUUCAAUUCGGAAUAUUUUCCUAUCUUCAGCUGAUUAAGUUGUUGUAAAUCAUUCAUGUAUUUUUCCAAUACAAUUCAACUUGUGGACGUAGGCAUUUACCAUGUUCAAAGAUAUCUGUGUGUACCUUCAAGUGCUUAAAUUUCCUAAGACUUUGGCAUAACAACUUUUCAACAUAAUUUUUUAAACCGUUGCCCAGUGUGUGUUUCUUCGGGUACUCAAUGUUAAUAAAAUAUGUAAAUAACUAAGUGUAACGAGGCCAGUGAAUGGCCGUAAGGGGGAACUCUGUGACCAAAAUCAAAAUUUCGACUUAAAACUUGACAGAAUUUGAAAAUUAUCUGUGUACAAACCAAAGAUGUCGGAAUUUUAAUUUUCGCGCCAUUUGUUGUCGCCCCAGUCAUCCCAGUCACAAAAUGACCUACAUUAUAGAUCUAUGUCAAUAUGUUGUACAUUUUUCCCUCGACUUCAUGGAAACCAUUUUUGUCGUGCCGCGCCACAAACUGUCAACAACAGGGUGUCCCAACUUAAAACCCUCCGUAGUUAUAUAUGUGAACGUUUUUAUUGGGACGCCUUGUUGUAAUUUUUCAAGAUUUUACUGAAAUUUUGUAAUCGGUAUUUCGAAGUUUAAAUAUUUUGUCUUAUAAAACAAUAUCUCAUAUCAAAGAUAAAUUCCGAAAUAAACUAGUGGUAUUUAAAUGUUUAA
This is a messenger RNA of Eurytemora carolleeae, 2851 nucleotides long. Its product is annotated as fasciclin-3. The record is from RefSeq and is a predicted model, not a curated record. The transcript has 17 exons. The coding region runs from base 307 to 1743 and encodes 478 amino acids. Gene Ontology annotation, molecular function: cell adhesion molecule binding. Gene Ontology annotation, cellular component: adherens junction. Gene Ontology annotation, biological process: heterophilic cell-cell adhesion; homophilic cell-cell adhesion. Lineage: Eukaryota; Metazoa; Arthropoda; Copepoda; Calanoida; Temoridae.